Messenger RNA from Schistocerca piceifrons (Central American locust), 579 nucleotides. RefSeq names its product circumsporozoite protein-like. The record is from RefSeq and is a predicted model, not a curated record. The transcript is spliced from 2 exons. Lineage: Eukaryota; Metazoa; Arthropoda; Insecta; Orthoptera; Acrididae. Bases 1 to 579 code for a protein of 192 amino acids.
AUGGAUGAGAAAGAGCAGGUGGCCAAACUGGGCCUCCGGACGGGCGUCGGCCUGCCGCUCACCUUUGACGGCGGCUUGGCCCGAGCGCAGCAGCGUUGCGGCCAGCAGCAGCAGCAGCAUCUUCGGGAGCGGGAAGCAGGCGCCGCGACGCCGGCUGAGGGGCCCGCCAGCGGCGCCGGCGGGCCCUGGGCGGCGCUCCUCGGCCGCCGUACCGUCCGUGGCCGCCGCGCGGUGGUCGCGCCCGCGAGCACUCGUCGCGCCGCGUCACCUCACGUCACGUCGCGCCGCGUCCCUGCUGGCGCCGCGGCGGGUGCGCACCGUGGGUCUGCACGCGGCUCGCGGCUCGCGGACCGUAGCGCUACUGGCGUCCCGGGCCGGCGAGUGUCUGCGACGCUCCGCCAGCCGGCCGGCCGCCGAGGCGGGCAGCCGCCGUGGCCGGCGCCGCGCAUGCGCCGUGGCGCGCGGCGCCCGCAGCCGGCGCGACGCCGCCGCCUCCAGUGCGGCCGUGGGCCCGGCCGGCGUCUGGACGCAGCCUCCCGGCAGACGCCUCUGCCUCCACAGGAACCCUGCGUGGUGUAA